Struthio camelus australis is the source of this 4898-nucleotide messenger RNA. Lineage: Eukaryota; Metazoa; Chordata; Aves; Struthioniformes; Struthionidae. The record is from RefSeq and is a predicted model, not a curated record.
CCUCUGGUUUAUUUUCUGAUUUCAGUGAUGAGGCUAACCAAGCCUACUUUAUUCACUAAUAUCCCGGUGACUUGUGAAGAGAGAGACUUGCCAGGCAAUCUAUUUAACCAGCUCAUGAAAGAUGAUCCUUCUACUGUAAAUGGAGCAGAAACUUUGAUGCUAGGAGAAAUGCUGACUUUGCCUCAGAAUUUUGGAAACAUAUUUCUGGGAGAGACGUUUUCCAGUUACAUUAGUGUACAUAAUGAUAGCAAUCAAAUUGUCAAGGACAUAUUGGUAAAGGCUGAUCUUCAGACAAGUUCUCAGCGCUUGAACCUUUCAGCUUCCAGUGCUGCAGUGGCAGAGCUUAAACCUGACUGUUGUAUUGAUGAUGUGAUUCAUCAUGAAGUAAAGGAAAUAGGAACACACAUCUUAGUUUGUGCAGUGAGUUACACUACACAGAUUGGAGAGAAGAUGUACUUCAGAAAGUUCUUCAAAUUUCAGGUUCUCAAACCACUAGAUGUGAAAACUAAGUUCUACAACGCUGAGAGUGACCUCAGUUCUGUGACAGAUGAAGUGUUUCUGGAAGCUCAGAUUCAGAAUAUCACUACCUCUCCAAUGUUUAUGGAGAAGGUUUCUUUAGAGCCAUCUAUUAUGUACAACGUUGCAGAACUGAACACAGUUGACACGGCAGGGGAAAGAGAGUCUACUUUUGGCUCAAGGACUUAUUUACAGCCUAUGGAUACACGUCAAUAUUUAUACUGCCUAAAGCCAAAGCAGGAAUUUGCAGAGAAAGCUGGAAUAAUAAAAGGUGUAACAGUGAUUGGUAAACUAGACAUUGUAUGGAAAACAAAUCUGGGUGAACGAGGAAGGUUGCAAACUAGCCAACUCCAAAGAAUGGCUCCUGGUUAUGGCGAUGUAAGGCUUUCUCUGGAGACAAUACCAGACACCGUAAAUUUGGAAGAACCUUUUGAUAUUACAUGUAAAAUAACAAAUUGCAGCAGUGAGAGGACUAUGGAUCUGAUUUUAGAGAUGUGCAAUACUAAUUCCAUCCACUGGUGUGGAGUUUCAGGAAGACAGCUUGGAAAGCUACACCCAAGUUCAUCCCUCCAUCUUGCACUUACGUUAUUGUCUUCAGUGCAGGGACUGCAAAGUGUCUCUGGCUUAAGACUUACAGACACAUUUUUGAAGAGAACAUAUGAGUAUGAUGACAUUGCACAAGUCUGUGUAGUUUCUUCAGAAGUCAAAAAAGAAAGCUGAAGUUCUAUAAACAUGUCUGCUGGCCUUUUUUGGACCAACCUUCUAUGGUUUUGCAGCUGAAUCAUAUUAAAACAUGUAAAAACAAAACCCCAAUAUAUCCAUAAGCAUAAGCAUGCUUAUUUAAUUUCUCUGAGCAUUUUUGGAAUGUUUUAAAAUCUUUUAACAAGAUGCGUUUACAUUUUAUCUAUUGAAAAUAAAGCCUUUGAAAAAAGAGCAGCUCUGGCAAAUUAUACUGCAUUAACAGCAGCUUGCAGGGGGAAAGAUAUUCAUAUGGAAUUUCUCUGAGAUAAUAGUACUUUGUGUUACUUUUGUUAGUAGUUUUAAAUAUUCUGAAAUUAUUCAAACAUUUAAGAACAAAAUUGUGCGUCUGACAGAACUGCUUCAGUUGAAGGACCUGGCCUGUUAUAGACAAGCUCCUAGAAUCCAACCCCCUAAAGAAAUACCACUGGGCCUCUGAAGAGUCAGGCUGUUUGCAUGGUACACGCAUAGCCAUGAGGACUAGAGCAGCAUAAAGGCAUGAGAUGAGAGAGGUACAGCAGCUGGUUUUGGCACUAUUGGGAUGCUAGUAGCUAGAAAGGAAAGUAUCAGCCAAAGAGCGUGCUGACUGUGGCUCAGCCAUUGGGGAAGGGUAAUACAGCAAAUCUGUCUCAUUAAGCUGCAGACUUGUGCGCAGGGUAAGCAAAGAAACUUCAUGAGAAUUGUGCAUCUUUGGGAUAUAGGGUAUGCUGUGAAAGGGUGCACAAUUCACAAGUAUUUGAGAAUUAAAGAUAGUACCAGAACUCAGACAUUUUUAAUUGUUAAAUUGAGGUGGUACAAACUGCUCCUCCCACUUCAGAGGCAUUGGGGGCACGUUCCUGAGGGAAACUAGGAAGAACCCUAUGCAUCUGCUGUAGAUCAAGUUUCUUCCCCAAAGCAAGUGCAGGAAGGAAUUCAGGACUUCUUUAAGCACCGAAAUGUACUUUGCCCUAGCUUUGUUUUUGACAAAAGACUGAAAUGUUUUUCCUGAAGUAUCCAAGGUCACCCAAAGGUAGCCACUUAAUACAGAACGCUAGAAAAGUUGGUCACUAAAGUAGCAUUUACAAACAUGCCAUAAUAAAGAGUCAACUCACUGUCCUGACAAAUUUUUCAGCUGCCAUAUUGGCAUUUAGCAACCUUAGUUUUGAAAGUAUUUACUUUAAAUCCAGUAUUUUAAAAAUGGGUUCUACACUUAAAUUUUCCCAGAUAUAACAUCUUUAAAAAUUGGAUCGAUAAAGGGAAUGAGCCUAUACGAAGCAAAAAGAAAACAAGAACUAAAACCAUAUCCUGCAUAUCUAAUAAAACGCAGCAACCAACAUAAGCAGGCAUUUAAAACAACUGAUGUAAAGCUGUUAAAAGUUGUAUUUAGAAGCUGGUUGCAGAUACAUCAACAAACUAAAACAGAGCAAAACCACAACUAUCCACACAAAAAAUGUAAAUAGCUUUAUUUAUAAUCUGUUUUCAAGUUAAAUGACACAAGUUAAAGGAGAAUACAACCAUAUGGUAGUAAGAGGUAGGAGAGACACAGAAGUGGCAGGCAAACUGCAUUUUGCCAGUAUAACUUAUGUGACUAUCUGUAGCCCUCAAGCAGAGUGUGAAGUUUCCUUCGGAAGUUUGACUAAUUCUUUCUCAGUAUGAAUGAAUGAUUUGUCAGGCAAACUACUAUGCAAAAAUUACAGGAAUUAGUUACAGUUAAUAUAGGUUUUUAUAAAUGAAACCAACUGCAACCUUGCCUAUGAAGAAGUUAACUUUUUAAUUAUUACAAAACCAAAAAGUACCACUGAAACUACUUCUAUGCUGAAUAUUUAAUUAGAUGUUUUUCUGAUCAGGUACAGUUAGAAGAAUAUACUUCCAUGCAAGCUAGUUACAGGAGUUUACAAUUCAUGAGUGCAAAAUGUUUUCUUCUCUAAACAAUUAUCAAUGAAUCACAUUUAUUUGCUGAUAGAAUAGUAAUGAUACAAAGAGAUUUUAAAUGCAUAUUUAUUCAGUUAAAUGAUAAACUGCAAUUGACCUCAAAUUAAAGCACUGUUUACUUGGAUUGUUGUUUACCACUUGGAUCUACCAGGAUGAAAAAUUUGAGUGCAAAAUAAGGUGCAGUUAUUACACAGGAAAAGAUUCCUUCCUGACCCUGUGAUUAAGACGUAUUGCAUGGCUUUGUGAAACAAACCAGCCUAUUCAAGGCAAAACAGAUUUUAACAUAAAUGGUCCUUCUGUUCCUGGAUUCAGAUGGAAAAGCAUGUAAUGACAGCUACUGUUACUAGGUUUUUUUCACUUUUUUUUUUUCCUUCCUCAGGCUAUAAAGCCCUUUCUGUUAAUAUACAGAAAACACAAUGUUUAUAAGUUAAGUAAGUACUGUGUCAAUGGUAGCACAUUCCUAAAGGGUUAGCUAGUGCCAUCAAAGUUGUAGUAAAUAUUCUGGUUACAUAUAAUCUGUAAAAUGUAAAUUUGACAACAUUAUAGUAUGUGAAAUGGAAAUUACCACUUUACAAAGAUGAUCUCAAGAGCCGUUUGCAGCAUAGUUAACCAAUAUUUUACCUUGGGGAUAGUUCUGCCAUAAAUCCAUUAAGCUAAUAGGCUGUAUAUAUGAACAAUAAAAAUAAAAGGAGGAAGAAGUAUAUUUACCCAAGACAGAACAUCCUCUACAGCCAGUCACUUUUUUAUUCUCAUAUGUUAAAAUUCUUAAGGAACUAUCAGUCAAGGGGUUCUUGAUACUCCUACUAGUUUGAAGUAGGAAGAUAACCAAUGACAUGAAGAUUACUUUCAGAAAGCAAAGGUAAAUUGAGUGUGAUAGCUCAAGUGCUGUCCAGUCCACCCUGUGUUCAUUGGUUCCCCUUACCAAUGUUAGAAUUCACUUUAAGCAGUUGAAAAUAUAACGGAGAAGAAGAAAAAAUGAAAUUUAAUUGGAUGCAUGUGAUAGGAGUGAUGCUGCUCUCUCGUGACAGAACAUGCUGGAGCAGUUAUCUUGAAGCGAUUAUAUGCAGAGUCUGAACUACCUCUGAAGAAAGAUUAGGUUUAGCAAUUCUCUUUGUCAUCAUAUGUGAAGUUAGAAGUUGUUAUUUGAAAAUGCAUUUAAUCUUUACAUAAUUAUUUCUACAGCAUCAAAAAAUGCAGCUACAGCAAUUUCUAGAGAGAGUAAAAGAGAACAGCAUUUUAAUGAGAAUUUAAUAGUUUAAGACACUUUAUUCAACAGUUUGCCUAAAUUUAAGUCAUUUGAUUAAGAUUUAAAUCUUUAUUCAACAGAUGUUAUUAUAGAUUUCCUAUUUUUCUCCUGGAUCCCAUUCCAUUUUUUUUCCAUUUUAAUAGCUACAAACUCAUAUAAUAGAUGCAAAAACUAGCAUCUGUUAGAGUCAAGUACCUGACUUAGCCCCAAAUUUUUUGACUGCAAGAUGAAUCAGAUAGAUAGAUAAAAUAUGAGGUCCAGCGUUUCCUGUGACUUUCUCCAUUUGGGAGUCUCUGCUGUCACUCCUUCUCAUGCUUCUUUCAGGCUAGCUAGCCAGCAGAGAUCACUUUGUAUUAGGAAUCAAAGCAGGCUCCUCAAAUUAGUAUUGAUAUACAAAAAGGCAAUUGUGUAUGUUGAUAAUCUCCCUAAAGUUGAAAGCAAUGCAAAUGGCAAGUAGAAUAAAAGUAGGUAAUAAAAAAAAAAAAAA